AUGCCAGCCGCCACCGAGGCGCGUGUCAAUGAUGCGCUCGGCGCUCUGCUCCGCAAGGUGGUCGGCUCCAACGAUGCUGGCAGUUCUUCAGCAGAGUACAGGUCGAGCAACGGCCAUGUCAACGGCGACUCCUCUGCCGCACUCGUAGCAGCCUCUCAGUUCCUCGCAGACGGUCUCCACCGAGGCGCAGCGAAGUUGAACGGGCAAAACAUCGUCCGAGACGGAUCUCACAGCGAAGAAGAGAUUGCGCAUGCUCUCAAUCGCCUUCUCAUAUCGGGCGUCAUCACACCACUCAUCGAUGCACCUUCGUCCAGCCGGAGUCAUGCCGAGGCCCACAAUGCGGGAGCUGGCAUCGGGAUCCGUCAAGCCCUCGACACCUUGUCCCGCACGUUGAGCGCAUCGCCCAAGUACCUCGAGCACCUCUUCGAAUCCAACGACCGUGCUUGUGCCACGGCGUCGACAAGCGCCGUGACCCUCGACAUGACCAACACCACUUUCGACGUCUGGGCCACUCCUCGUCUACUUUGUGCAGCUGCCUCGAUGCUGUCCGCCAGCCGCUCUUCCAGAGCCACAAGAGAACCUGAAUACGCACAGCACUCCAAGGAUCUCUCUCACCAACUCCUCGAUCACCUGCAAAAGCUUCUCUCCGUAUCCGCCGAGACGGUCGGUCAGGUCGAUAAUGUCCGCUACAUUCUCGCCGAAUGCUUGCGCGCUUCCGUACACGCGCUUGCACAGACAGGUCAGACCUCCUUCAGCGCCAAUGCACGCCUCCCGGACUUUGUCGUUCCGAAUCCAGACCACUCAGUAUCGCUUCCGAGCAUCCCGCACGAUGCGUCUCAGGUCAUCUCCUUCUAUCGCUCUCCGCUUUCUGAUCCCUCCUUCCGCCUCACUUCGCGCAAAGACCGUCCUAAACCCGCUGGGAGCGGUUUUGCCGCCCUUUCGUCAUUACAACGGGACGCCGCGCUCACUUUCUCACUAGGCGCCAAGACUGCGGGAACGGAAGAUGCGGACAGGAAAGGCAUCAUCGCCGAUCGCGCCAGUGGGCUCUUCCUCACAUCGAUCGACCUGUGUCUCAGGCUCGCCCAAGAGUUUCCAACCUACUUUAUCGACGUCGCAGACUAUGCCGUGCUUCUAUUCGUCGAGCACCUGCAGCACAGAUGGACGUGUGCCAAGCAAAGGCAACCGAAGCCAGCUCUGCACACACCUCUCGCUCCUGACGCUUACAAGAUCGUCAGCAGCCAUGCUGCAUUUCUCGCUGAAUCCUACCCAAGCAGCCUCGUGAGGGUAAUGCAGGUAGCUGCAGAGCACAUGUCGUCUCUCGCCGACAUCCUCGAUCACGUUGACGUCGAUGAUGGCGAGCACCUUCAUGUGGCGCAUGCUUUGAUCUCCAUCGGAUCUUGCUUCAGCGCAUAUGCUCUUCAAGUGCCGGACUCAAGACAAGAAGAGCUCGCAGCCGUCCUGGAACCUUAUCAAAAUCUCCUCACGGGUCAGCUGCGACUCAGAGGCCCAUCGAUCGCCGAUUCGCCGGACUUGAUACAGCGAUCUGCUGUCGUGUGCUUCGUGUCGACGCUGGCGUCUCUGGUCGUCGCAAGCGGACGUCGUUUCGAGGCGCCAUUCUUGGCUGAUCUCCAUUCGCAGAUGGCCUCAUUGCUGGAGGACGUUGCCCAGAAACCGCAAGAAUUUGCUCGCUUGCAGGGCACGACCGCACUCGACGAUCUUCGGCAGCUGCAUAGCCUGUUGCGAGACCGCAUGGAUGCCCGCGCUCGGGCACAAGCAGGAACGGAUCAGGUUCGAGCUCGCAUCGACAACUUCAAGAGACGAAGGCUCGACCAUUCCGACAACUUGGCUAAGACCAUGAACGUGAUCGAUGCCUUGCUUCCGCUCGAUGCUACUACCACAGAAUCAUCUGAGCAGUCGCACGAGAUCUCGCGGAGACGUCUCAUCUCGCGAACGUGUCUUCACACAGUCCUUAAGGGCGAGGCGAUGGAUGUACAUGCGUCCCAAGCCACAUGCAUCUGCGAGCGUCACCCCAGAGGGGAAAUAGCAGAGCUGGAGACCGCCCUUGCCAAUGCCGAGCAACACGAGCCGGAUCCUUCUGCCGUUGCUGCACUGUGGAAAGACGUCCACAACGCUGUCAAGACAUCACGCCUCUUGUCAUCCCGCAUCAUCGAUAUGUUGCGCCGCUGCGUUGCCCAUUCUUCAGUCUCAAAGCCACUCCCGUUCAAUGGCGACAAGAACGUCUUCAAUAUCAUUGCGCAUUCUCUGCGCUCGAAAGCUCGCAGCUGUCGUCUCGCUGCCAAUGAGCUAGCAGUUGCUUACCAGAAACGCCUGCUGCUGCAGCGGGACACCAGCAUCGAAGAGGAAUGGAUCGUCCGCUUCCUUCAUAUCCCUAGAAUCUACGAAGACCUUCUCGCCGAUGUCAGCCAAUCUUCCUGCCACGAGACCGCCCUUGUUGGGCUCGGCCAGCUCUUCGAGAUGCCCGUCGAAAGCUGUCAGGAGAUCUGCUUGCUGACGCUCAUCCUGCACCUGGGCCACGCAAAUCCAUUCAUCAAGGCAUGCGCUUACACGCAAAUCGUGCAGAUCGCCGCUGCACAUCGGUGCACGACGUUCCAGUUGGUGCAAAAGCACUUCGAAAGGGUCUCGACAUCCAUCGUCGAGCGCUUCAUCUCGAUGCCAGAUCUAUGGACGAGCUUCUUGAGCCUGAUCAAGAUGAACCAAGCCACCUUCUUCAAUCUGACGAAAGAGUACACGCUGCCCCACCUCAUCACGAUGAUCUGCUCUGGAGACAGUACGGCCGAGAUCGGAACCAAGAUGAUCGAGCUGAUCGCUCGCGCCCUCGGCACGGAUGUUCCUCGACUCUGUCACGACAACAUCACGCCCAUCUUUCGGUCAUUCUUCAUGCGCUCCGCAUCAUUGCGAGACCUAGGCCUCUCCACCCUGGUGCAGCUGAUCGGUGUCGAUGCAGCAAGUCUCAAGGUGCUUUUGCGCAGUCGUCAGUCGGACGUCGUCGGAUAUCUUGUUGUCAAGCUCGGCAAUCGUGCGGCCCGCAAGGAAGCCUACGCAGGUCUCGAGUUCAUCAUCGAGACGAUCAACGGAACGUCUGCGGCGGCCAGGACAAGAGACCCAGAGCUGCUCAAAUCUAAAGUCGCUGGCUUUCUCAAAGGCGAGAUUCUCGCUAUCCUCACCUGGAUCAAUCAAGAGCUAUCAGGAGAGCAUGGUAGGAGGACGGCCACCGAUCUCGCGUUCGCAUUGCAUAGCAUUGGUGCCCUCGUCGAGAUCAUUGGUCCGCCCAUCAGCGCAGUCACACCACAGAUCAUGGCUACGCUCAACAGUCACCUUCAGCCCGACUCGGUCAGCCUCGCCACGCUGGAAAGCUGGAAGAUCUUUAUCACAACACUGCGCUUCGACGACAUUGGUCCCUUUGUGGGGCAAACCGCUGCAGCUUUGCUGUCGGCUUGGGACCGUUUCAACCCUGAACGGAAGAGGAUAGCCAUUUCCAUCCUUCACUACCUCAUUCUCGAGAACGCGGCGUAUCUCAAGAACUUCAUCGACGACAUUCCGAGUCUGGACCGUCUCGACGCUGAGAUCCCCGAAAUCUGCCGCGGCUUGCGCGGUGUCAGGGAGACGUGGAACAACGAUCGACGAUUCCGAAACAUCCUGGAUCGGUCAUCGCACGAGAACACCUCCAUCUGCAACGAGUCACUGCGAGAGCUGCAGACCUUCCUCACCGAGGAGCGCGUCUACAUCGAAGCGCUCACAUCCGGUGACUCGUUCAGUCCGCUCGUCGGACAGUGCAUUCGAACAUUGAUGCAUGUUGCUGCGCGUAGCGAUGUGCAGGAUACCGACAUCCGGGACUUGUGCUUCCGCUGCUUCGGGCUGAUCGGCGCCGUCGAUCCAGACCGUAUCGAGCAUGCCGUUGAAGAACCUGUCAAGAUCGUCCUGGACAAUUUCGAAAAUCAAGAAGAAGCGAUUGACUUUUCGAUUCACCUCAUUCGCGAUCUACUGGUUCCCGCCUUCCGAGCUGCUACGGACACGACGCAGCAGAACGGCCUGGCCUACGCCAUCCAAGAGCUUCUCAAGGUGGCUGGCUUUAACAGCGCCAUCCUCACCACAGGCUCGAAUGCACGUACGGUGGGCAUCAAGACGCGACAACGCCUUGCCGACUUGCCGCAAGACGUGGUCGACACGAUCACUCCGCUGCUCGACUCGAGAUACGGCGCGCAGGUGGGAAAGCCCAGCAUGCGCGAAACUCCGAUCUACACGCAUUCGCGCUCGUACGGCGACUGGCUGCAGAGCUGGACGAGUCGACUCAUCACCAAGACGGUGGAGCGAUGCGACUCUUCUGCGGCUGCUGCCCUCGCCGGAGGCGGCGCGAACAAGAGCGCCGCUGGCGUUGCCUCGACCAUCUUUGCUGUAUUCCGAGUCGCCAUCCGGUCGCAUGACGUGGGCAUCGCACGGCAUCUGCUUCCCCAUCUCGUACUGCACACCAUCAUUUCGGGCGACGACAUCGACCGAGAGGCUUGUGUCGACGAAAUUCAGACUGUCCUCCGUGACCAGGUCGAGAGUGAGACCAAGUACGAGGCCGAGCGGAAGCUCUUGACCGCACAGACGCUGUUCACCAUCAUGGAUCACGUCGGAAUAUGGAUGCGACGCAAGCGUCAAGAGCUUGCGCGUACUUCUCGUCGACCCAGGCUCGCUACAGGCGGUGGCGAGGAAACGCUUGCUGUCGUUGAGUCGAUCAUGCAUCGCAUCUCCCAGGAGCUUCUGGCCCAGGCAUCGCUGCAGUGCAACGCAUACUCACGCGCGCUCCUCAACUUCGAGUUGCGUGUCCGAGCGAUGCGGUCCGAAGGCAAAGACGACCACGACCUGCAAGGCUACUACGAGAACAUGCACAGGAUCUACGCUCACCUGGAUGAGCCCGACGGGAUGGAGGGCAUCUCGACGAGGGUCAUCUCGCCUUCCCUCGAACACCAGAUUCGUGAACACGAAAGCACGGGUCGAUGGACGUCGGCACAAAGCUGUUGGGAAGUGGAGCUGCAACAGCGGCCUCACGAUCCGGAGCUCCAUCUUGGCUUGCUGCGCUGCCUGCGGAAUUUGGGCCACUACGACACCAUGCGCACGCACAUUCGCGGAGCCCUCAGUGCCCACCCUGAAUGGGAGGACCUCCUGGAUGCGUUCAGGGUCGAGGGCGCCUGCAUUCUUGGCGAUUGGAAAGAGGUGGAAGCUCGCACCCAACGAAGUCAGGCCAAGAGCCCAGAGCACUCGAUCGGACGAGCUCUCCUGGCUAUGCGUCAGAACGACACCGAGGUUUUUGGCAAAGUGCUCGUGCAGGCGCGUCAAGAUCUUGGUAAGCCGCUCGUCGCUGCCGGCAAGGCAUCGUAUCCAGGCGUCUACGGCUCGGUGCUUCACCUUCAUAUGCUCCAAGAGCUCGAGAUGAUUCGCUUGCAUGCGCGAACACAUGCUGGCGAACGAGUCGGUGCGCUGACGAGGGCCAUCGCGUCUGAUACGGUCUCCGACCUGAAUCGAUCGCUGGCCGCACGCCUGAACGCGACGCUUCCUUCCUUCCGGAUGCAAGAGCCUCUCCUCAGCUUGCGGAGGACCGCUUUUGCUGCGAUGCCUUCGUCGCUCGGAUCUGGCAAGGAGGUCGGACAGGCGUGGAUCGCCACCUCAAAGAUCGCUCGUCGCGCCGGUCACAUGCAGACCGCGUACUCUGCGACGCUGCAAGCGACGCAGAAUCAGGCCACCUUUGCCUUUGUGCAGAGAGUGAAGCUGCUCGCAAAGGAGGAACAGACGCACGCUGCCAUCCGCGACUUGGUCAAUUCGCUCAACACGCUGACGAGCACCUUCAAGCCGGGUCAGAUCGGCGACAUGUCCAAGAUCGGCCUCAUCGAGCUGCAACAGACGGAUGCAGAAGGUCGCACAUUGCGCAUCGAUCGUGCGACGUAUGCAAAAGCCUGUCUGCUGCGAGCGCGCCUUCAAGACUCGACCUUCCGCUACACCGCCAACGAGGUGCUGGACCGAUACAAGGAAGCAACCAAGGAGCAGAACGACUCGGAAAAGAUGUGGUACCAUCUCGGCCACUUUCAGGACACGCACGAGGGUCUCUUGCCCAACAUGACGAUGCAACGCUACAACGUCUGUCGGUCGUUCCUGCGCUCGGCUCAGGUCGGCACCAAAUUCUUCUACCGAACUUUGCCUCGCGUCUUGACCAUCUGGAUGGACCUGGCCGCUGACGAAAAAAUUCUCACCCAUGGCAAAAAGGGCAGCAGCAGUGAUGCUGAGCUCGCGCAGAAGGUGGACGCCUUCACGCAGCUCAACAGCCUGAUGAAGAAGUUCAGCCGACGACUCAAGCCUUUCCAGUGGCUCGCCGUGUUCCCGCAGCUGGUCGCGCGUAUCGUGCAAAAGAACGAUGACGCUUGGUUGGUGCUGCAGGACAUGAUCCUCCAGGUGCUCCUGGCGUAUCCUCAGCAGGCCAUGUGGUCGAUGGUGGCAGGAGCCAGCUCCAAAGACCCGGAACGCAAGCGACGCUACACCGAGAUGAUCCAUCGACUGAGCUCCAAAGGCGGCUCGAGCCACAAGGAAGUGGUCAAGGUGGUGUCGUCCUCCCAACGCCUCGCAAAGGAGCUUCUGCGGCUGUGUGACUACAGUGUUGGCAAGAACGAGACGGUGCUCAGCAUGGAAAAGCUGUUCCCCGGUUUGCUGGAAGUGGCCAACACGUCGGAACUGCUGCUACCGCUGCAGAGCUCAAUGACGGUGCUGCUCCCCUCCAAUCACCUGAUCUCGGAGGAGCAUCGACCGUUCCCUUCGAAUCUGCCGACCAUCAGGACCUUCGAGGAUACGAUCGAGGUGAUGAACAGUCUGCAGAAGCCACGCAAGAUGAUGAUCAUCGGCAACGACGGCAACCGGUACCCGUUCCUGUGCAAACCCAAGGACGACCUGCGCAAGGACGCGCGACUGAUGGAGUUCGACUCCAUGAUCAACAAGUUGCUGCAGAGCCAGCCGGAGUCGCGUAAGAGGAAGCUGUACGUGCGGACGUACGCGGUGCUCAUCCUCAACGAGGAGCACGGUCUGAUCGAAUGGGUGCCUCACACGGUGGGCUUCCGACAUAUUCUGACCAAGCUGUACAAUGGCAAGGGCAUGCAGAUCUACACUUCCGAGGUCAAGACGAGCAUGGACGAAGCGCGCGUGUCGCCGGACCCGAGGACGACCGAGAAGAUCUUUCAAGACAAGGUCUUGUCCCGAUUCGCACCCGUCUUCCACGAAUGGUUUCUCGCCACGUUCCCGGACCCGACAGCAUGGCUUCAAGCACGAUCCGCCUACGCACGGACGGCGGCAGUCAUGUCGAUGGUGGGCUUCGUGCUGGGACUCGGAGAUCGUCACGGCGAGAACAUUCUGUUCGACUCGAACAGCGGCGACACGGUGCAUGUGGAUCUGAACUGCCUGUUCGACAAGGGGCAGCGCUUCGAGAUUCCGGAACGAGUGCCGUUCCGACUGACGCAGAACAUGGUGGACGCGAUGGGCGUCACAGGCUGCGACGGCGUAUUCCGCAAGAGCGCCGAGAUCACGAUGAGUAUUCUGCGAGACAAUCGCGACUCGCUGAUGAGCGUGCUCGAGGCCAUGGUGCACGACCCUCUAGGCGAAUGGAGCGUUCCAGAAGAUCGGCAUCGAUCCAAGACGUCGGCCAAGCGACACGAUGCACGUGGGGAAGAUCCACGUGUGGUGGAAGCGCGUCGAGCGCUGGAUCCGGUCGCCAACAAACUCGACGGACGGCUGUACCGACUUGGAUCACGCGAGCCGAGUCCACCCUACUCGACCAACAACCUGGUGGACGCACUGAUCAAAGAAGCCACCAGCUCGGUCAACCUGGCCAAGAUGUACAUCGGAUGGAGCAGCUGGCUCUGA
Molecule: messenger RNA, 7902 nt
Organism: Kalmanozyma brasiliensis GHG001
Lineage: Eukaryota; Fungi; Basidiomycota; Ustilaginomycetes; Ustilaginales
Exons: 1
Coding region: 1-7902 (2633 amino acids)
Biological process (GO): DNA damage checkpoint signaling; telomere maintenance; protein phosphorylation
Cellular component (GO): nucleus
Molecular function (GO): protein binding; protein serine/threonine kinase activity
Source: RefSeq, a predicted model, not a curated record